Molecule: messenger RNA, 1108 nt
Organism: Silurus meridionalis
Lineage: Eukaryota; Metazoa; Chordata; Actinopteri; Siluriformes; Siluridae
Gene: crhb
Product: corticotropin releasing hormone b
Exons: 2
Coding region: 152-667 (171 amino acids)
Cellular component (GO): extracellular region
Molecular function (GO): hormone activity
Source: RefSeq, a predicted model, not a curated record
CCAAACUCUAUUCUUGAAUAUCUUGUCAGGAAACAGCUGGAAGUGAAGAGUAGAGUAGAUCACAUAAAAAAGUCAACCAAAAAAAAAAAACAAAGAAGAAAGAACUGUUCCUGCGGAUAUUCCAUUUGCGCAAACCAGAACCUCUUCAGAAAUGAAGCUUCACUUUCUUGUCACUACCGCAGCAGCUCUGCUCGUUGCCUUUCCACCACGCAUGAACGAGUGCCGGGCAUUGGACGGUCCCGACCGGCGAGCCUCCCCUUCCUCCUUUUCCUCCCCCUCCGUCUCCGCGCUCGAAGAAGAGGAAGACCAGAGGCGCACACGGCCGGUUUGGGCACGGCUGGGAGAGGAGUAUUUCAUCCGGGUGGGCAACGGUAAUCAUCGUGAGUCCGAGUCUGAGGCGCGCCCCGAACCGGCUUCAUCAGUGUUCAAACGCGCUCUGCAGCUCAGGCUCACGCAGCACCUGCUCCGCGAAGAGGGCGAGGUCGCCGAGGCGGCCCGCGGGCUGCGCGACGCACCAGCAGAGAGACCGCGCCGUGCCGAGGAGCCGCCCAUCUCCCUGGACCUGACCUUCCACCUGCUGCGGGAGGUGCUGGAGAUGGCGAAGGCCGAGCAGCUGGCGCAGCAGGCGCACAGCAACCGGAAAAUGAUGGAGAUUUUCGGCAAGUAGCCCAAAAUCUGACCAAGAGGAUUUUUUUUUAUUUACAUUUAGCACAAACCAUAACAUCCUGUACCACAGUGCUGCUUUUCCAUCCUAAUGUAUUUAUAUAUUGUAUUAUUUAUUUGUAGAAGGAAAUAGGAGAAUGAACAUGGACACUGGUGUCACUUUCCAUAAUUGCUGUGCAAAUGCUAAAUUGAAACUGUAGCAUAAAAACGACGGUACAUUACUAUUUACAAAAAAAAUAAAAAAUAUUUUCAGAGUACUGUACUGAGAAGUUGAUUUUAUCUGGAUAGAUAUCCAGUUUCAUUGUACCUUAUAAAAUACACUGUAAGUUUGUUAAUAAACUAAUGAGCAAACAGUAAUUUUCUGUUGUGCAAGAGAAUGUUCUUAUUUUUAUAUUUUUCAAUAAAACAUUAAAAGACAUUUUUCACUUCUUGUCUAGAUUUUUGA